AUGUCAUAUAAAAUGAACCAGUUCCGUCGAAUUUUAGUUUCAGCAACUUUUCAAACAUUCAUUAGACAGAAAAGUUACACUAUAGCAACAAAAAUGGGUGACUCUCUUUUAAUCCCAACUGAAAAUGACUAUCUUGAUGCCCAUGCCGGAGCAGAACAACAACAACAAUAUAAACAACUUUGGGAAACAACAUUGAAAAAUAAACGUGGUCCACAAGGACAGUUAGAAUUCCCCUGGGAGUUUGAAACGGUUCAAGGUUUUUUCAAACAAAGUGAUACUAAAACUGAUGAUGCCGUUUUCAAUUACGCUACUGAUCAUAUGGGCAGAUUGAAACCUUGGAAAAAUAUUAUUCUUCAAUUGACUCAAUUGAAUCAAGAAGCUCCAGAUAAUGUUGAAUACAAGCUUUUGUUUCUUGCUAGACAUGGGAAUGGGUUUCAUAAUCAAGUUGUUGAGACAUAUGGAUUAGAUCGAUGGAAUAAGGAGUUGCAUAAAUUGGGUAAGAUUGAUGGUAUUGAAUACGCACCUGACCCUCAAUUAACUCCAUUAGGUAUUGCCCAAGCUGAAGAAAACCAUCGAUUGUGGCAACAAGAAUUAAAGGAAGGUGCACCCAUCCCGUCCAAGUUUUUUGUUUCACCAUUACAAAGAUCAUGCAACACUUUGCAGAUUACCUGGAAUGAUUUAAAACCUAAAGCUAUCAUACCACGUAUCGAUGAAUUAAUUCGAGAAACAAUUGGGAAAAACUUGUGUGAUAAGCGUUCACCAAAACGUACUAUCCAACAACGAUUCCCCGAGUUCAACACUGAUGGAGUUGUAGAUGAAGAAGAUGUAUUGUUUGGUGAUGAUGAAAGAGAAUCAAUGAUUGAUCAAUCGAUAAGAAUUAAUCGUUUCUUGCAAAAUUUAUUUGAACUGGAUUAUAAUUUAGGUGAUGGGAAAGUAGAUAAGAAAAAAGCAGAAGAGGAUACACACAUUGCUACUUAUUCACAUGCUGGAACUAUUAGAUGUUUUAUUAAUGUGUUGGGUCAUAGAAAUUUCACCAUUUCCACUGGUGGUAUGAUUCCUAUUGUUGUUAAAGGAACAAGAAGAAGUUAG
Molecule: messenger RNA, 1089 nt
Organism: Lodderomyces orthopsilosis Co 90-125
Lineage: Eukaryota; Fungi; Ascomycota; Pichiomycetes; Serinales; Debaryomycetaceae
Exons: 1
Coding region: 1-1089 (362 amino acids)
Cellular component (GO): cytoplasm
Molecular function (GO): phosphatase activity
Source: RefSeq, a predicted model, not a curated record